GUGCCGAGUCUUUUGGGUUGUUCUCCUGCAUGAUCAAUGGGGAGGAACAGGAGCAGACCCACCGUGCUGUCUUUAGGUUUGUGCCUCGCCACGCGGAUGAGCUGGAGCUGGAGGUGGACGAUCCUUUGCUGGUGGAGGUGCAGGCAGAAGAUUAUUGGUAUGAGGCCUACAACAUGCGGACGGGUGACCGGGGCAUUUUUCCUGCCUACUAUGCUAUCGAAGUCACCAAGGACCCAGACCACGUAACAGCUCUGGCCAAGAGCAGCGACUGGGUGGACCAGUUUCGGGUGAAGUUCCUUGGCUCGGUGCAGGUUCCCUAUCACAAGGGCAACGACGUGCUGUGCGCAGCCAUGCAGAAGAUUGCCACCACGCGCCGCCUCACUGUGCACUUUAACCCACCCUCCAGCUGCGUCCUGGAGAUCAGUGUGCGUGGGGUCAAGAUUGCCGUGAAAGCCGAUGACUCCAAGGAGCACAGCAAGGUAAACAAGUGUAGCCAUUUUUUCCAGCUGAAGAACAUUUCCUUUUGUGGGUACCAUCCAAAGAACAACAAAUAUUUUGGGUUCAUCACCAAGCACCCUGCUGACCACAGAUUUGCCUGUCAUGUCUUCGUCUCGGAGGAGUCCACGAAGCCACUGGCGGAGUCUGUAGGGAGGGCUUUUCAGCAAUUCUACAAGGAGUAUGUGGAGUACACGUGCCCCACAGAGGACAUCUACCUGGAAUAGGGGCUGGCACAGGCACCUCCUGCACAGCCAGGGCUGCGAUCUCGCCCCUUCCCCGUGUCGUGCAUGGACAAGAGCUGCUUUGAGCCUGGAGGAGGAGCAGGCCUGGGGCAGGGCUCCCCGGGGCAUGGAGUGCCACCUCUUUUCAUGACUCCCCUUCCUCGGGCUGGGGAUGGGACGGGAUGGGGGGAGGGCUGGACAAAUUGUGUUUAUUGUACAAAAUACUCUUAGUUUAUUCUAUUGGAGAAGCACCCGCUGGGUGCCCUGCCUGUGAGCAGCGGAGGGGUGGGCAGUAGUCUGCUCAGGCCCUUUCCUGCUGCAGGCUGGGGUGACAGCAUCUCCUCCUUGUGACCAUGGCCCAGCGUCCCGUCACAUCCCUCUGGGGUGACUUUUAAUGCAGUGGCAGAGUCGGACUCUCGCAGUAUGAAGACACAGCAGCUACA
This is a messenger RNA of Balearica regulorum gibbericeps (East African grey crowned-crane), 1162 nucleotides long. Lineage: Eukaryota; Metazoa; Chordata; Aves; Gruiformes; Gruidae. The record is from RefSeq and is a predicted model, not a curated record.